AUGACAAUUGACUACUCGACACCUGGAAAAGUGAUCUUCCGCAUGGACAACUACGUGGAUGGAAUCGUUUCCGAAGCAAAAGACGACAAGUUCAUGAAUGGAACCUCACCAGAUCCCGCUUCAGAGCAUCUGUUCGACACAUCUGAUAACGAUGCAGUGCCUCUGAAUAGUGAAUCGGUGGAAUACUUUCACACGAUGGUGGCAAAGCUGCUUUUCGUGUCGAAGUGGGCACGACCAGAAAUACAACAGGCCGUGGCGUUCCUGACAACUCGGAUCAAGUCGCCUAAUGAACAUGACUACAAGAAGCUCAGCCGAGUGAUCAGAUAUCUCCGCGGGAACCAACCCACAUCUCCCUUUGACGCUCGAAGCAGACGAGAGCCACGUUGUGAAGUGGUGGAUCGAUGUGUCUUUCGCUGUGCACUCUGA
Seminavis robusta is the source of this 426-nucleotide messenger RNA. Lineage: Eukaryota; Bacillariophyta; Bacillariophyceae; Naviculales; Naviculaceae. The record is from the annotation of a GenBank genome assembly.